UGUCUCCGCCCGCCGAGCUCCACGGGGGAAAAAAAGGAAAACUAAGGCUAUAAAAACAAGGCGAUAAGUGACACUUCUUCAAAUUGGCAUCAAGAUGGAAGCCUUUUGCCUCUGGACAUCCUUUUGGCUGGCUCUGGUUGGAUGUGUAGUCAGUGAUAAUCCAGAGAGAUACAGUACAAAUCUAAGCAAUCACAUGGACAAUUUCACCACCUUCCAUGGGACAGACGUCCACUUCCCGGUUACCACUCACCGACCCACUAAUUUGGCUCUACCCAGCAAUGGCUCUAUGCACAACUACUGCCCACAGCAGACCAAAAUCACUGCUGCUUUCAAAUACAUUAACACUGUGAUAUCUUGUACGAUUUUCAUCGUGGGGAUGGUGGGAAAUGCAACCCUGCUCAGGAUCAUUUACCAGAACAAGUGCAUGAGGAAUGGCCCCAACGCGCUGAUAGCCAGCCUUGCCCUCGGAGACCUUAUCUACGUGGUCAUCGAUCUUCCUAUCAACGUAUUCAAGCUACUGGCUGGGCGCUGGCCUUUUGAAAACAAUGACUUUGGCGUCUUUCUUUGCAAGCUGUUCCCCUUUUUGCAGAAGUCCUCAGUGGGGAUCACCGUCCUCAAUCUCUGCGCUCUUAGCGUCGACAGGUACAGAGCAGUUGCAUCCUGGAGCCGUGUUCAGGGAAUUGGGAUUCCCUUGAUUACUGCCAUUGAGAUUGUCUCCAUCUGGAUCCUUUCCUUUAUCCUGGCCAUCCCUGAAGCAAUCGGCUUCGUCAUGGUGCCCUUUGAGUACAAGGGCGAACAGCACAGAACCUGUAUGCUCAAUGCCACAUCAAAAUUCAUGGAGUUCUACCAAGAUGUAAAGGACUGGUGGCUCUUUGGGUUCUAUUUCUGCAUGCCCUUGGUGUGCACUGCCAUCUUCUAUACCCUCAUGACUUGUGAGAUGCUGAACAGAAGGAAUGGCAGCUUGAGAAUUGCCCUCAGUGAGCAUCUGAAACAGCUUCUAGAAGUGGCAAAAACUGUCUUCUGCUUGGUUGUCAUUUUUGCUCUCUGCUGGUUCCCUCUUCACUUAAGCCGAAUUUUGAAGAAAACCGUGUAUGAUGAGAUGGACAAGAACCGAUGUGAAUUACUCAGUUUUUUGCUGCUCAUGGAUUAUAUUGGUAUUAAUCUGGCAACCAUGAAUUCCUGUAUAAACCCAAUAGCUCUAUAUUUUGUGAGCAAGAAAUUUAAAAAUUGUUUCCAGUCGUGCCUCUGCUGCUGCUGUUACCAGUCCAAAAGUCUGAUGACCUCGGUCCCCAUGAAUGGAACGAGCAUUCAGUGGAAGAACCACGACCAAAACAACCACAACACCGAGAGGAGCAGCCACAAGGACAGUAUUAACUAACCAGUUGAAGAAACCCGGAUCAGUAUUCCUUCAAAUCCUACCUGAGAAAAAAGAUCACAGUGACAGUGUCUCCAGAAAUCUCCUCUCCCAUCCUUCCUUCUUAAUUCAAUCCUACCCUCAGGGGGGAGAAAAAUGCUUUCCAGAACAGCAGAGGGUGGACUCAUUCAAACCACAGUCUAUGAAUCUUAUUUCUUUAUUUUUAUCUGACUCCCAUAUUCUGCAUGUUGUAGUCAGCACUAAAGGGGUUGGGGCAGAGUGGAGACUAUUCAGUGGAAGCAGAAAGAUAUUUACUGCUUGUGUGUGACAAUAGCAUUUUCAAAGGUGACUAGCAUUCCUGGAAGUUCAGCGAAUGUUCAGUAAGAACUGGCGGCCGCCAAAGAGAUUAGGACAAAAUGUUCUAUUUUUUUAAGUGUUUUUUUCUUUUUUAAUUUUAGUUUUGAUCAUACACAGUAUGUGUUUAAGGCACCUUUAUUUCAAACCUUCGAUGCCAGUAUUUUUUAAUUUUUCAAGUGUAUAAUAGCCUAAAAUGAUUGAGUUUAUUUUCAUAUAUCACCCCCCAAAAAAGGGGGAAAAAAGUAUUCAGGUGAGCAGUUAGAUUAAUAUUUCUUAUGUCACUGUUUCAUAUUUAAAACAUAAAUUCUAAAGCUGCAACAAAAUACAGUGAUUUAAAGCAUAGGCUUAUAGUGUAAUAGCUGCUACUCAAAAGAAUUUGUAAGAGCCCUUUUUUUUUUUUUUUUAGGGAUGUUGUAUUACAGAAGAUCUUAAACAAAUUUUUUAUGUUAAAUUCAAACGUAAUGCUUGGAUCAACAUUUCCGUGUUUCACAAGUCCGGUCUUUUUUUAAUGUAAGUUUUUUUAAAUGUAAAAUCAGUAUCAUGUACCAAAAUUUAAAUAUAUCUGUGACUUAACUGUGCCUGAUAUUUUUGGUGCAAUGUAUCGAAAACUAAGGCAUCCCUAGAAGAAAAACAUUGAGUAUUUUGAGAAGA
Tupaia belangeri chinensis (Chinese tree shrew) is the source of this 2362-nucleotide messenger RNA. RefSeq names its product endothelin receptor type A (gene EDNRA). Gene Ontology annotation, biological process: enteric nervous system development; developmental pigmentation; regulation of blood pressure. The record is from RefSeq and is a predicted model, not a curated record. The transcript is spliced from 8 exons. Gene Ontology annotation, cellular component: plasma membrane. Bases 95 to 1378 code for a protein of 427 amino acids. NCBI's taxonomy places the organism in Eukaryota, Metazoa, Chordata, Mammalia, Scandentia, Tupaiidae. Gene Ontology annotation, molecular function: endothelin receptor activity.